Clonostachys rhizophaga is the source of this 1545-nucleotide messenger RNA. The record is from the annotation of a GenBank genome assembly. NCBI's taxonomy places the organism in Eukaryota, Fungi, Ascomycota, Sordariomycetes, Hypocreales, Bionectriaceae.
AUGAAUGUCGACCUUCUUCCAGAAAUAUGCUUGGAGAUCUCAGGCUGGUUGGCCCCAAGCGACGUAGCGAGACUGAGCCAAUGCAGCAAGGAAUUCCACCGCAAAUGGGAGCCCAUCCUGCUUUUCACCUUGGCCUCCCGACAAAAAUUGAUGUUCUAUGGCUGCUCUCGCGGAGAGGGAUGGGCAGUUGACAAAGCCAUGUCGUACGGGCACUUCCCCUGCUACGAGGACCUGGAGACCGCAAUCCAAUACAUCCUUCGGUACGACGCGGCGCCUUUCGCCGAGUAUUUACUCUCUCGAGAACCUUUUCGGCAAUUGCUGGCCGUGUUCGAUCCAUUGCAGGGGCCAAAAUACAAGCGCAUGCUGCAGUACAGAUACUCGACACGCGUGCCAAUGUUUGCUGCCGCGAUGCGCAUGGCCGAGUCUGGAGAGACGGGCAUCGUAGAUAUGCUCUUGACGACUCGACUAGACAUCAAUCAACCACUCACUGUGGCCCUCGAGUCCCUCGAGGAGUCCGUGGAGGGACGCUGCAUGGUCAGCCCCGUGUGGGCCUACGUGCUUGCGGACUUCCCCCCGAGGAAGCAGAAAGGACCCUUUUCUGCUUCAGAGGGUCUCCAAUACCUGUUUCACCACGGUGCUGUCAUCCAAACAACGACGCAGGCCCCCGUUACAUCCGAACGGCCUCCCCAUUCGCUGCUCGAGUUGUUUUGGACCAAGAACAACGGCUUCGGGUCGCUGCUGAACGAGGAUUUAUAUGCCAUGACGAGAAUCCUCAUCCGCAAGCAAGCAGCAAGAGGUGCUGUGCCUGCCUUCCUCCUCUGGAGAGACAGUAUAUUGGGGUUGAACCCGGGACCUCUAUUCCAGCGAAUGGUCCCACACACGCGACUUAAACCCUCCUUGGAGCAGAAGCAGACCAUCAUACGCCGCUGGAGCGCCAUCUUGGACAUUCUCCUCACGCCAAGAAAUUUCGAGCUUGCUUUCCAGGAAGAGCUGAACUACCUGCUGUUCCUCUUUCUGAUGCGCGUCAUGAAAAAGCUUGCCAGUCAAGACUUUCGGGAAGCCUUCAACAAUGGCCCUGAUAUGUCAUUCAUGUCCACACCUUUAGACAUUUUCAUUCCAGCUCCCGGUCUAGACGAUGAGCUGGAUCCUGUCACCAUCAGGAAGCUCAUCGAGAAGGGCGCAGAGAUCAGAUGGCGGCCGACAUGGGGCGAGUACAGGGGUCAGUCCAUCCUGGAGGCCAUAGCCGUCGCUCAGACCCAGGGCCUGGGCCAGGACUCCCUCCUGGCAAUUGUGCGGCCGUCCCGGCAGCAGUCGUUUGUGAGCACCCUGCUCAGCCUCGGUGCUGAGCGCGUCGACACGGGUACGCCGAAUCUGCGGGGGCGGCUGGGCAUGAGGGGCCACCCCAGAGCGUGGUUCCGUUUUGUGCAGCAAACAGUUCAGGAGGAGCGCGCUCUGCUGUGGUGCCCAACUGCCGCUUUCUUGCUUGGCUACCGCCCUCCAGCGAGGCGCUCGGAUGAAGCGGAGGAGGGUGUGGUCGCGGGAUAG